AUGGACUUGCAGUAUUCAAAGAACACUUUAAGAAGAACACAUCCCAUGAAAGAAAAAGCUGGUCAGAAGCACAAGCCUGCUGAUGUGUUUGAGUUUCCUGAUAACUCCGAAAUCUCAAGCAAUGGCAGUGAAAGUAAGAAAGACGAUGCUUACGAGACUUUUGAUCCUCCCCUACACAGCACUGCUAUAUAUGCUGAUGAAGAAGAACUCUCCCAACACUGUGGGUCAUCUGUCCCUUCAACUCCUCCAGGAAAAGCAACGAAAGAAAGCUUGAGCACUUCUGCAAGUGAAGCAAGUGAAAGCGCGUCUGUAAAACUGAGAGCCACAAAGCCAGGAAGAAGAUGUAAGCCCCUUAGCGAUGGCUCUGACAGCUCGGGAGAAAGUGAGAUACGAAGAAAAGUUCAGUCACCAGAGAGAAUCGGUGCGCGACGGUGUGACGCUGUUCCGGCCGGGGCGCCGUCGGGGCUUCCCGAGAGACGGCCGCGGUCAGAGAGGCCCGAGGCGGGAGGCGGCCGUGGCAGCGGUGCACCUGCGGACGGAGGGACCCCGGCCAUGGAAACUCAGAAAAAGAGACUAUGUCUCGUGGCAAAAGGAAAAAAACAAGCAAUGAAGCUGGAGAUUCAGCUCCUCUACAGAGAAAGAAUAGAAUCUAAAAUUUGUAAAGAAGCCAUCAAUAAAUUUCAUUGUAAUAUUAAAGAAGAACUCAUCAAAAUGCUUAAAGAAGCCCAGAUGUUGAAAAACCUGAAAAGGAAGAACGCUAAGGUGAUUGUAGAUAUCAAGAAGAAAAGGCAGCGUUUGGUUGAAGUCCAGGAUGAACUGCUUCGGUUAGAGCCCCAGCUGAUACAGCUACAAACAAAAUACGACGAACUUAAGGAGAGAAAGUCAUCCCUGAGGACGGCAGCAGAUUUCCUAUCUAAUUUAAAACAGCUCUAUCACGAGUACUCAGAUCUUCAAGAGAAAGAACCAGACACAAAGGAAACGUAUGAUUCAUCCAGCCUUCCAGCUCUGUUAUUUAAAGCAAGAACCUUUUUGGGAGCUGAAAAUCAUUUGCAAAAUAUCAACCACCAAUUAGAGAAUCUCCUUGACCAGCACUGAGGAGACAGCCGUACUGAAAUGUGCCAACUUAGUCCCCUGCGGCCUCUGAAAACAAGUAGGGUCCAGUCCCCAGGAUUUAGUACUGAUUAAUAGUUUUAGAGGCCAUGAUCCUUUUAGGAUAAUGUCUUGAGUAAUUUAAAAAUGCUGAAACCCUAUCUGAAUCAGUCCCAAACAUGUAUGUUUUAACCUGUAAAAUUAAGACAAUGUGAACAUAGACUAAAUACUACAGUUAAUUUGCAAUAAAAUUGAUUUACUUACAUUAUUUUCCAAGUAACAUUUGACAGACUGAAUAUAAUUUUUUGUUACAAAUCUCGCAGAUUACAGGCUGCUUAUGUGAUGUCCACAGUUGGCUACUCUUGUAGUACUUCCAUAAUGAGGUCAUCAGGAAUCUCAUCCACUCCACUACUGUGACGCAGAAGACUGCUCUCUGCAGCCUCUGCUAAUUCAGCAUCUUCAGUGGCUUCUAAAAAGCAAGCAUCAUCCAUGCCAUUGUCCCAGCCAGGGUCAGAGGAUGCACCAGGGGACGGUUUAUGAGGGCUCGUGGUUUCAUUGUUCCUAGUUUCCUCUGUUGUAAAUUCUUCUUCCUUUAAAAAAAAAAUCUAGUUGUAAUUCUACAUAGACUGAAUAUAUAAUGAAAUCACCACAUAUUAAGAUCUUAAGAACAGUUCGAUAGGAAUGAGAAUAUUAACUGUUUCUGGAGUUGGCUCAGAUACUCCUUAGACUCCCCAUUUGAAACUGCCUGCAGUUCUGUGGCACAGAUGUUUCAGCAUCCCCAGCAGGUGCUACAGCAAGGACAGACUUACCUGUUCAAGUGGCCUGUGUACCUGUUAAAGACAAACUGCCAAGGACUAAUCACUAAGGCUUACAUGAGAUAAUAGUGAUGUUAAAUUUCCUUAAAUUAGGUGUGGAGCCUCCGCCUGGGGCACCAGCAUCCUGUAGGGGCACCGGUUCAAGUCCCAGCUGGGCCCUGCACCACGUGGGAGACCCAGAAGCAGCUGUUGCAGCCAUUUGGGGAGUGGAUGGAAGAAUAAACCUUAAAAAGGAAAGGCCCCACAGAGUAUUAUGUAUACUUACUGGUUUUAAAAAUAUGAGCCCAGAUAAAAAUGUUGUAAUAUUAUGAGGAAGAUUUUAAAUUAUUUGGGCAAAUAAAGAUCUUUGAAAGAAA
Messenger RNA from Oryctolagus cuniculus (rabbit), 2260 nucleotides. Lineage: Eukaryota; Metazoa; Chordata; Mammalia; Lagomorpha; Leporidae. The record is from RefSeq and is a predicted model, not a curated record.